CGGAGGAGCGCUGGGUAUAAAGGAGGAGGCGCCGAGCCGCGCCUGCUCGUCCUUCGGCCCUUCCCAAAUCGCGCAGCGGCCGGAUCGCAGCACCAUGAUGGCGAGGCGGCUCCUCCUGGGCACCAGCCUCCUGCAGCUACGCCGUCGGGGCUCCCUGGGCCUUCUGCCUCGCAGUUUGACGUCUUCCCCGAAAACUCUUGAACACUCUGCACCUCAGAACCACGUGUACAGCACAGAGGAAGGGAGUGCUAGCAAACUGUCCGGGCGCUAUCCAGUACCCAACAAAAAGGAUUUGCCGUAUGAUAUCGUAGAGCUUAUGGAGGAAGUGGAAGUAAAGAGUGGGUUUUUGCCCAACGUGUUUAAGGUUAUGUCUCACCGACCGGCAGAAUUUAGAGCAUUCUUUGCUUAUUACAAUACCAUCAUGAACAAGGAGACAGGAAGCCUAAGCAAGGCUGACAAAGAGCUCAUUAUUGUGGCCACGAGUAUUGUUAACAAGUGUCCAUACUGCGUAAUUGCACAUGGUGCUCUACAUCGGAUAUACUCCAAAAAACCAGCGCUAGCAGAUCAGGUCACUGUGAACUGGCAAAUGGCCGAGCUGAGUGAUCGGGAGAGGGCCAUGGUUGAAUUUGCACUCGCCGUCUGCCAAGCAGAUAAUAUCACCGAAGAGCACUUUCAGAAGCUGGAGGCGAACGGGUUUGACCGAGAAGAUGCCUGGGACAUAGGCACAAUUGCAGCCUUUUUUGCCAUGUCGAACCGCAUAGCUCACUUCACAGAUAUGCAUCCAAACCCAGAAUUCUACGUCAUGGGAAGGAUACCAAGAGAGAAAGAGAAGAACGAUGCCUCCUAACAAGGCUUGCUGGCACCCAAAUCAUUGCAAGGACAUUGGGCUCAGUGACAGGCAGAAGGUCAAGAUGGGCAAAUGUUGCAUCCGCUGAGAAAUGAAAUGUGUUUCACUUGCUAUUGUGCUAUACUUUUGGAAAAUGUUUUCUGGUAGGGUCUCAAUUGUAAUGAGAUGCUCUGAAGACACGGCAAGAUUGGAGAUUCGCUGCCCAGUUUCUUUUGAUUGUGAUAAGCUGUAUACUGUGAUUUCUUCAUAACUGCGGAGUUAACACUUUUGUCAUAUCUGUUGUUUCUAUUAAACGUAUUUGAGCAAGUUUGUAUCUGCUGUAGAAAAUCUUUUAAUGGCCAGAAAUUGGAAAGAGCUUUUUUAAGUAUACACUGGAGAAGAUUUGGAGAAAGAUCUCCUUUCCUCUGCAAGUAUAAAAUCUCUGCUCUGUUGGUCUCCUUGGAAGGUCUUCUCAGGAACAAUUCCAUCUGCAUUUUCCCAACCUAUACAAAUGGGGAAAGUUUUCUAAAGUCAGCAUCCCACAGCUCUGUUAGGCAAACUUGAUGUCUUACCGUUUCCUUAGUUCUUAGAAGGGGAAUAAGCAACUAUUUUCCAUGAAGGAACAUGCUCCUUGUCUCACACAUUGGUUGUAGUUUUGACCUUAGUUGUAAA
Zootoca vivipara (common lizard) is the source of this 1498-nucleotide messenger RNA. RefSeq lists its product as uncharacterized. Lineage: Eukaryota; Metazoa; Chordata; Lepidosauria; Squamata; Lacertidae. Gene Ontology annotation, molecular function: peroxiredoxin activity. The record is from RefSeq and is a predicted model, not a curated record.